AUGCCCCAGCUCGGCGGCGGCGGCGGCGGCGGGGGAGGCGGCGGCGGCGGCGGCUCGGGCGCCGGGGCGGCCGGCGGAGGGGACGACCUCGGGGCCAACGACGAGCUGAUCCCCUUCCAGGACGAGGGGGGCGAGGAGCAGGAGCCGAGCAGCGACAGUGCCUCGGCGCAGCGGGACCUGGACGAAGUCAAGUCGUCCCUGGUCAACGAGUCGGAGAACCAGAGCAGCAGCUCGGACUCGGAGGCGGAGAGGCGUCCGCAGCCCGCCCGGGACGCUUUCCAGAAGCCGCGGGACUAUUUCGCCGAAGUGAGAAGGCCCCAGGACGGCGCGUUCUUUAAGGGUCCCCCCUACCCUGGGUACCCGUUCCUGAUGAUCCCGGACCUGAGCAGCCCGUACCUCCCCAACGGACCCCUGUCUCCGGCAGGAGCGCGCACGUACCUGCAGAUGAAAUGGCCCCUCCUCGAUGUCCCCGCCAGCGCCACGGUCAAGGAUACCAGGUCACCGUCCCCAGCACACUUGUCUAAUAAAGUUCCUGUUGUUCAGCACCCGCACCACAUGCAUCCGUUGACGCCCCUCAUCACCUACAGCAACGACCACUUCUCCCCUGGCUCCCCUCCCACACACCUCUCCCCAGAGAUCGAUCCAAAGACAGGAAUCCCCCGGCCCCCUCACCCAUCUGAGUUGUCUCCGUAUUACCCACUGUCUCCUGGAGCUGUCGGGCAAAUCCCCCAUCCCCUCGGCUGGCUCGUCCCACAGCAAGGACAGCCCAUGUACUCCCUUCCUCCCGGCGGCUUCCGGCACCCCUACCCUGCGCUCGCCAUGAAUGCCUCAAUGUCCAGCCUGGUUUCCAGUCGGUUCUCCCCUCACAUGGUGGCUCCGGCCCAUCCUGGUCUGCCCACCUCAGGGAUCCCCCACCCCGCUAUCGUCUCCCCCAUCGUCAAGCAGGAACCGGCGCCCCCCAGCCUGAGCCCGGCCGUGAUCGCGAAAUCACCCGUCACAGUGAAAAAAGAGGAAGAAAAGAAACCCCACGUGAAGAAGCCUCUGAAUGCCUUCAUGUUAUAUAUGAAGGAGAUGAGGGCCAAGGUGGUGGCCGAGUGCACCCUGAAGGAGAGUGCAGCCAUUAACCAGAUCCUGGGGAGAAAGUGGCACAACCUGUCCCGAGAAGAACAGGCCAAGUACUAUGAACUGGCCCGGAAGGAGCGGCAGCUUCACUCGCAGCUCUACCCGACCUGGUCGGCCCGGGACAACUACGGUAAGAAAAAGAAGAGGAAGCGAGAAAAGCAGCUGUCCCAGACCCAGUCCCAGCAGCAAGUCCAGGAGGCAGACGGCGCUCUGGCCUCCAAAAGCAAGAAGCCAUGUGUCCAGUACCUGCCCCCUGAGAAGCCCUGCGACAGCCCUGCCUCCUCCCACGGCAGCAUGCUGGACUCGCCGGCCACACCCUCCACGGCCUUGGCCUCCCCGGCUGCCCCGGCCGCCACCCACUCAGAGCAAGCCCAGCCCCUCUCCCUCACCACCAAGCCAGAGACCCGGGCCCAGCUGGCUCUCCACUCGGCUACCUUCCUGUCAGCGAAGGCUGCCACCACCUCCUCUGGCCAGAUGGGCAGCCAGCCCCCCGUCCUGUCCCGGCCCGUCCCCUUGGGGUCCGUGCCCACAGCUCUGCUGACGUCCCCUCCUUCCUUCCCAGCCACGCUCCAUGCCCACCAGGCCCUCCCCGUGCUCCAGGCCCAGCCUCUUUCCUUGGUCACCAAGUCUGCCCACUAAGCUGCCCACUGACCUAUGCAGGCUGUCACGUGACUCAUCGAGUAGUAAUGAUGCAGAAGAAGAAGAAGAAGAAGAAAGGAGACUUUAUUGGUCAAUAUUUGACCACUCUGGACUGUUCCGUAAAGUGACUGGUAACCGCAGCACUUUACAUUUUGUAGAUGUAACCAGUAGCUGAUCUUAAGGCUUUUUUAAAAAACAAAACAAAACAAAACAAAAAUCUUUAAAAAAACGAGAACUGAAAAGUAGUGUGUUAUUCUUCCUGUAUGUGCAGCGGUGGGUGGACCUGGGCAGAAGGCACCUCUGUCUCUACCUCCUGGACUCUCUGCCGUCCCCCGUCUUCCCGUCACCCCCCAGCACCCUGGCUUCCCCCACCCAGCCUGCAUGUUGGCCGCGGCUGCCAUUUCUAGCCCGCAGCCUCUUCAUCUACAUCCCAUUCCUGGACAUCCCCUUUUCCUCGGCCCACGUUUUUCUCCUUUGCUCAGCUCCGUGGGUUCUUGCCUUCAUCUGCGUUCUCUGCCCAGUGUAAGGCUGUCACCGUGUGUGAAGACACCUUGGCCUCGUUUGUCUCCACCAGCAUCCCUUUGCCCUCAGUGGCCCUGACGCCCCAGUCUCCAGCUUUUGGUGGGGGAAGAGGUCCUCUGCAGUGGUUCUUCCCCGCAUUUAAAGGGACUCAAGGUGCCUGCCACUUCCUCAGCGAAGAAGCCUGUGUACCACCCCCUUACCAGUCGAGAUGUCCCCUCACAGCCCCAGAGUGGCAGACAGGACCUGGCUCCGAGGUCUGGCUCCUGUCACCCGGGUCCGUGCUAGCACAAUCUGCCAAAGCUCUAAAGACCCUCCUCCCUCCCCCAUCACCUCACAUGCUUCUUCUGUGUGUAUUUCUUUUCAUUUUUAUGGGGUUUUUUGGAGCGAUUUAAACUCCCAGUUGUUUAUUUUCACAAAAGAAAAUAAAAUUGCAGUUGCAAGACC
Molecule: messenger RNA, 2727 nt
Organism: Mesoplodon densirostris (Blainville's beaked whale)
Lineage: Eukaryota; Metazoa; Chordata; Mammalia; Artiodactyla; Ziphiidae
Gene: TCF7L1
Product: transcription factor 7 like 1
Exons: 12
Coding region: 1-1761 (586 amino acids)
Biological process (GO): regulation of transcription by RNA polymerase II; canonical Wnt signaling pathway
Cellular component (GO): beta-catenin-TCF complex
Molecular function (GO): DNA-binding transcription factor activity, RNA polymerase II-specific; RNA polymerase II cis-regulatory region sequence-specific DNA binding
Source: RefSeq, a predicted model, not a curated record